Molecule: messenger RNA, 207 nt
Organism: Ostertagia ostertagi
Lineage: Eukaryota; Metazoa; Nematoda; Chromadorea; Rhabditida; Trichostrongylidae
Source: the annotation of a GenBank genome assembly
AUGACUGGUGCUGGUGAUGGAGAUAGCGUGCUAUUCGUUGGUUCUGGUAGUACAGCGGCUGUUGAACUGCUCAUCCAUCUGAUGCAACCGGAAAAGCUGGUAGUGAUUUUAUCGGUUCAUGAACAUCACUCGAAUACGCUACCUUGGCGUGCGGUUGCUGAAGCUUGUUAUUAUGUACGCGAGUCCAGCAACGGUGGCAUCGACCUC